Saccoglossus kowalevskii is the source of this 673-nucleotide messenger RNA. RefSeq names its product fibroin heavy chain-like. NCBI's taxonomy places the organism in Eukaryota, Metazoa, Hemichordata, Enteropneusta, Harrimaniidae. The record is from RefSeq and is a predicted model, not a curated record.
UCAGGGACAGGGAGCGGGGAUUGUAUGGGGAGCAGGGAUUGUAUGGGAAGCAGGGGCUGUAUGGGGAACAGGGACUGUAUGGGGAGUAGGGACUGUAUGGGGAACAGGGACUGUAUGGGAAGCAGGGACUGUACGGGGAGCAGGGACUGUACGGGGAGCAGGGACUGUACGGGGAGCAGGGACUGUACGGGGAGCAGGGACUGUACGGGGAGCAGGGACUGUACGGGGAGCAGGGACUGUACGGGGAGCAGGGGCUGUACGGGGAGCAGGGGCUGUACGGGGAGCAGGGGCUGUAUGGGGAGCAGGGGCUGUACCGGGAGCAGGGACUGUACGGGGAGCAGGGACUGUACGGGGAGCAGGGACUGUACGGGGAGCAGGGACUGUAUGGGGAGCAGGGACUGUAUGGGGAGCAGGGACUGUAUGGGGAGCAGGGACUGUAUGGGAAGCAGGGACUGUAUGGGAAGCAGGGACUGUAUGGGAAGCAGGGACUGUAUGGGAAGCAGGGGCUGUAUGGGGAGCAGGGGCUGUAUGGGGAGCAGGGACUGUAUGGGGAGCAGGGACUGUAUGGGGAGCAGGGACUGUAUGGGGAGCAGGGACUGCGUGGGGAGCAGGACUGCGUGGGGAGCAGGGACUGCAUGGGGAGCAGGGACUGUAUGGGGAGCAGGGGCUGUAA